Molecule: messenger RNA, 3613 nt
Organism: Dreissena polymorpha
Lineage: Eukaryota; Metazoa; Mollusca; Bivalvia; Myida; Dreissenidae
Product: G patch domain-containing protein 2-like
Exons: 7
Coding region: 134-1663 (509 amino acids)
Molecular function (GO): nucleic acid binding
Source: RefSeq, a predicted model, not a curated record
GUAUUAAUCAAACCGUGCUAACAUGGCCGCCAUGAAAUCUGACAGUUCUGCGCGAAAGCUGAACAAAUUAUGAUGUUGGCUUGAGCGUUUUGUUUUUUUAAGAUAUGCAAACGGGAAGUAAGCAACUAUCCAGAUGGAGAGUAACAUUGUGAAUGACUUUGAGAGGCUGCGAGUGUUCUCCAGCUCUAUUGGAAAAAUGGACGACUUGGUCCAUGAUCUCAGUCUGGCUCUAGAGGACGCUGCGACCCACAAGCGCUCUAAGAGUGACGGGGGUCACGGGGCGUCCUCGUCGAGCUCACGACGUCAUCCGAGAAAACGUCGAGGGAGGCGCAAACGCCACCAGCCUGAAAACGGAAACUUCAGCGAGACAUCUCAGAGCAGUAUUGAUGAGGUGCUAAAAGACUACAUGGAGAACUGUGCACAGAGUGAUUCAGAUGACCUGACUAUUGCUAAACACAUUGUGCGGCUUACUUUACCACUAGGAAUCAACCACAUACCUCAGGUGGAAUCUGACUCUGUAAAUGAAUGCAUGUUUUCGCCAAUACGACCGCAAAGAAGGCGUAAAAAGUACAAAACAAUGGCUAUAGAUCCAGAUCCGACCUCCUCCCAGCACGAUUCUCCAGUGAAAGGCAAACCCAAGUACAUACGGCCCAGGAGCAAGGGAAUGGAGCUGCCUCAUUGCAGCAUGGGUACAAGCCCCAUGGACGGGGGCACCUUCCCCCACACUGCCAAAGAAGGGAGUACAGAGGAAGCCGUACCUGGCAAGAGGAAACGCAGCUCCAGAAAGUCUGAUUUCAGAGCCGAUGAUUGCUUUAAUAAAGAAGAUGAAACUUCUUUGGAUCUAACCAUGAACUCUCAGGACAACAGCAGCAGUUCUACAUUGAGUAGCAGCACAGAGUCACUGUCAGGGGAUGAAUAUUGUGUCACUGCAGAGGCUGAUGACGAGCAGAGUGAUUUCUUCCACGAGGCGGGCCCAGCAAGUGGCAUCCCGGGCGUGAUCCCAUGGUGGGAGAACGAGGGUGUGACCAGCGACGAUGAGCCCAUGGUGUCUGACAAGCAGUUCCAGCAGAUCCUCAACGGCUCCUUCCAACAUCUUUCCCGGUCCUCGCAGGUCGGCUUCAAGGCCCGUAUGACCCGCAUUAUGAGAAAGUGUGGCAGGGACAUCCGGUUUGGGAGAAGAAAGCUUCGUGGCAAAAUACCUGGUUACACUGUACAGAGGUUCAUCCAGGAGCGACACAAGUGGAACAGCAUGCAGGGAAAGCUAGGGGCCUGGAUUGCUAGCAGCAACAACAACAGCAGCAACAGCAGCGCCCUCACAGACAGUAAGAGACAGCGUAAAACCCCGCCUCCUAUCAAUGAGGCAGAAUAUGGCUUGUUCAGCAUUCAGUCAGAGCCCAUUCCGGAGAGCAACCUUGGUAACCGUAUGUUACAGCAGAUGGGCUGGACACCGGGUCAAGGGCUGGGUCUUAAUGGGGCGGGGAUCAGAACCCCUGUGACCGCUACCAUACGGCCCCAUCGCCAGGGGCUGGGUUGUGAAUUCCCAGGGGUCACCUCUGGGACCACAGGGGCUGGGGGAAAUGUAGGUACCGUAAUAGGGUUGUGCAAUGUAGCAUCUAAGAAAUUGAGUCCGGAGAGAAUUUCUGAAAAUGAAACGAUUUCCUGAUAGUGAUUCAACGCAGAACUGUACGCUGUCUUUGCCAUUGUGUUACACUGCUGGACAUUGUAAUGUAAUGAAUUUAUAAUAUAUUAUCUUGUAUUAUUGCUUUCUAUGUCCAGUGUGUUGUCUAGUGUGUAAAUAUGUAAUGUAUGAAUCAGCUUGUCAUACUCUGGGGGUCAAAAAGUUUAUAUAGAUAAAUAACUAAAUAUAUAUCAGUGGUUCUCUUCAAACUUUGUUCAGAUAAUGCCCGUGAGGUCAAACUUGCCACACCCCAGGGUCUGAUUUGUCACAAGUAGGUAAAAAUUACUGUAUGGAAUGCAGAGGGGAAUAGGUCUCUGCUGUGAGAAGUGCUAGUGUGCAUGAGUAUAACAUACAUUGAACCAGUUUAAUACAUUUGAUAACUUUCUGCACAAUAUGCGCAGCUAGUGUUCAUAAAUCAAAAUCUUGCAUCUUACUGUAUGGCAUCUUUCUUAAUACUUUUGCAACAUUUUUUUCCAUUUGAAGAAUUAUGUCAGUGACAUUCAUAGUUUCUAAAACAAAACAGUGUACAAUUCAUGUAUAAAUGUAAAUGUAGGGCAAAUUGCAACACGUCAAACCCAGAUACUUUUUACAUAAAAUACACUGCAUGAAAAUUAGCUGGUAAAUGUUUCAUCACAUGUGUUGAAAUAGCUUGUGACACUUUUAAACACCCCAAAAAUAUCAUGGAUUUUUGCACUUUCAGUAAGUAAUCCACAAGUUAAUUGACUAUUACAGUUGCAAAUUUCAACUGCUGAUUUCUGUAUUGGGAGGUUGUGAAACGAACCUUGUACUUGUAUGAGUGCAUGUGGACUCAAAUUUUUAGCAUUUUUUAUCCUGGUUUUUGUAGUUCUUUUCUUGUACAAAAUGUGUAGACUAUGGAUUCUUGCAAUGGCUUUAUCUUACCUUGUUCAGAAAUCUGGUUUCAGAUUGGCUGAGGUCUCAUUCUGAGUUUUUCUGCCCAUAUUAGGGUUGUUGCUUUUGUUAUUAGGAAAGUAACGUUAAAAGAUGUCAUGGAUGUAUACCGAAAGGUCCUGCUGUGUACCUAUCCAGAUCCAGAUCCAAAAAUUUUAUACGUUUUAUAAGACAGCGAACUUUUCUCCUGUUAUUACAUUGAUGAUAUAGAAUGAAGGGCACUCACGUACUUUGUUAUACAACUUCUUACUGACCCUGCAAAGGAUUGAUGCAAGGUAGCAAAUAUAUAUUUGGAUAGAGCUGUGCUUUGCCCAAUAUUAAUUGACUGACCUUGUUUGACACUGUUCAGGGUCCGUUAGGAGCUUUGUAAGUAAAGUUGUACAGGUUUGCAUAAGAAAUAAUUGGUGUAUCGAAAUGUAUUUUUAUUCACACUGGUAUUGAAUCAUUCUUCAUUUGUUACCUUAAGUGAAAUAUUAUGUUUUGCAAACCAAUUCAAAUUGUAACUUGUCUUCAUGAUUGGGUCUCUACAUACAUACGCACGUACAAGUUAGUUAAAACCUCCAAAUGUUACGAUAAUUUACUGUUAACAUUUUAUGAAGUUUGCGAAAUAGUAGAGAACAAUUGAGUUUACCUUUCAUAUAAAAGUAAGGGGUCAAGCUAGCUCAGCAGGUAGAGUUCUGGCCUACAAUUCCAAGGAACGCAGGCUUGAUCCCCGGCCUGGACACAACUUGUGUUAUGAAUAGUUAUGAGAUCAUUUCUAUGGCCGUUAUCUCCUAUACCUCGAAUUCAUAUACAUAGGUCAGUUUCAGUUAUUGGCAUAAUUAAGUGCAUCAAGCUCUGGUACUCUAGCUAACCCAGGAAAGUUGUGAGUUGGUAAACUGACCAUGAAGAUAUUUCAGUAAUACUUGUCAAAAACAAACAAACAUUUACCAGUUCACAACUCUAUAGUCUUCUUUUACACUCGAGCAUUUUAUAAAAUACAUGGUUUUUAUCCUGUAGAUAAUAACAAUUUCAUUAAUUCAUUAG